Molecule: messenger RNA, 891 nt
Organism: Leptopilina boulardi
Lineage: Eukaryota; Metazoa; Arthropoda; Insecta; Hymenoptera; Figitidae
Exons: 2
Coding region: 91-810 (239 amino acids)
Source: RefSeq, a predicted model, not a curated record
GUGGAGGCUUGGAAUGUGCUAAUAAACGACUUUAAUGAAAAGUGGCAGUUUCCAAACUGCUUUGGUUCCAUUGAUGGAAAGCACGUCCUAAUGCAGGCACAACCCGAUACAGGCUCGGACUAUUUUAAUUACAAGAAUUUUCAUAGCAUUGUUCUUCUUGCAAUGACAGAUGCGAAUUAUAAUUUUACUAUGGUAGAUGUAGGUGGCAAGGGGAGACAAAGUGAUGGCGGGAUCUUAAAAAACUGCCAAUUUUUUCAUGCUCUAGAGGAAGAUACUUUGAAUCUUCCGGCUCCAAUGUCUCUCUACCCUGAAGGACCAAAAAUGCCAAUGGUGUUCAUUGGUGAUGCAGCAUUUGAAAAUAGUCGACAUUGUUUAACGCCUUUUAAAGGAGCGAAUAGUGGGAAUCUUUCUAAAGAUAAAAACAUUUACAAUUAUCGAUUGAGCAGAGCCCGCAGAACCAUUGAAAAUGCUUUUGGCAUUUUAGUUGCAAUGUGGAGAAUUUUUCGAACCCCGAUCAUGGCUAAUUUAGCCGUUGUAAAAUUAAUUGUCCUAGCCACCGUAUGCUUACAUAAUUUUAUUCUAAAAGAAGAAAAAAAAUUGCCUCGUGAUUUGAAAAAUUAUUGCUCUGCCAACGCUGCCGAUCAAAAUGUAAAUAUUGAUGACAGUGCUUUACAGCCUUCGGAAAUACCUCUGUCAGUGACAGCAAGAAAGAAUCAAGCUAGAGCAAUUAGAAAUCAUUUUAAAGAUUUUUUUAUGGGGGCAGGAAAAGUUCCAUGGCAGGAUAGAGCUAUUUUUGAAGAUGAUAGUUGAGUUAGUAUGUAAAAGAAAUAAAUAAAUAAAUGUUGCACAAAAUUUUCUUCAUCAGUGUGUUUUAUAUAAACUAAUUCGAGA